Messenger RNA from Grus americana (Whooping crane), 5377 nucleotides. It is a transcript of the gene CNOT9, whose product is annotated as CCR4-NOT transcription complex subunit 9. The transcript has 8 exons. The record is from RefSeq and is a predicted model, not a curated record. Lineage: Eukaryota; Metazoa; Chordata; Aves; Gruiformes; Gruidae. Gene Ontology annotation, biological process: negative regulation of translation; mRNA catabolic process. The coding region runs from base 2982 to 3881 and encodes 299 amino acids. Gene Ontology annotation, cellular component: P-body; CCR4-NOT core complex; CCR4-NOT complex.
CAAGGCCAGCAGUUAGAGCUGUUUUCAAAUGAACUUAGCCCAAGGGUCUGCUUGGACUAAAAAGUGAACAAGAGUGAAUAAAGUACUUACGAGGAGGAGCUGAGAGAACUUUUUAAGUCUUCCCACUUUAAGUGCUUGUGACUUUAAAUUGGUUCUUGGAGUGUGGGCAAAUACUUCUGAUGUAAAGCUUUCCAGAGCAUAGAAGGGUGUACAAGAUCAUAAUCAACUCUCUUAAUCAGCACUUACAUUUUUCUAGCAAUGUAAUUCCUGAGUACUUGUUGAAAUGCAUGAGGGACUGUUGUAUCUCCCAUUAAUUCUCUAUCUGUGUUCUAGUCACCUCUCUAUAAAAGGAUUUUUUAAAGUCAGUUUUAACAAAAUAAUCUGUUUCAGGAAUAGAAAUCAACUUUAUUUUAGGACUCAUUUGAAUGUAUAUUUAAUCUAUACAUAAUUCAUACCACCUGCUGGCUCUGUAUUGAGGUGUUUCCUACUACAGUCGGUUAGUAUGCUUAGACUAAAGGUGACAGGGAAGGGUGUUUAGCUCUGGAGAUGUGCUUGGGAGCUGUGGUAAAUAAUGUUACCUCUUAGUAGGGUCAUGGAUUGGGUCAGGAAUACCUUUGGGUGUUGUGAACGCUGUCGUACUCCAGAGCAUGCGUCUUUGUACAGUGAUACUGGUGGCAGAGCUGACACUUUGAUUUCAGACCUGAAGACAGCGUAAUGUUCUAGAGGCUCGAGAACAGGCUAAAAACAGUAAGUGUAGCUGUAACUAGCAGUAAGGUGUUGAAAGCCAAACUCAAACCAGCUAAUUCGCUGCUAUUGAAGUUCAAAGUUCAUUUUGGUAUUUUUGAGUUGGUGAUCUAUCAAAAUAGUUUAAAAAGCAAGUGUAUCCAGUUAGUCAUUACUCUGCUUUGGUUGACCAGUACUUUUACCAGUGUGCCUAGCACCAGUUGCUCACUUAGAAAGCCAGUUGCCUAAAUCCAGUUUGUUAUGUGAUUGUUGGAGAUGUAAUUGGGCAUGGAUGUUUGAGGUAAUGCCGUUUCUCUUGAGGAAGGUGUUACAAGACCUUUCAUGAUGCAGAGGUGGCUAGCUUGUGCUGUGUUGAGAUACUGUUGGUAAAUUUUGCUUUCCCUGUGUGCCAGAGUAAGUCUGCCUUGCCGGGUUCUGUCUCUGAGCUUGCAGGAUUUGUAUGUAGCCCUUGGUGUUCCCCAGAAUUUUUGGUUUUAGAGGGAGAAGUGGGAACAACAGUAAAGUAGGAAAUUAGGAGAAAAUAUGUCUUUCAAUUAAAACUGAAAUGAGAGGAGCAACUGCAGAGCCUGUGAAAAGCAGUUGGUUCUAGCUAAGAUAGAUAUUGGACAUCAUAAACUCAAUUGUGUGGAAAAUCUACUUAGUGUUCUCUAGGGAUCACAAGCACAUGAUUGUGCUUUUAAAGGGUCAAUGUAUUUAAGCUUACAGGAACGGAAACUUCCAGUGAGUCUAGAAAAAUAGAUGGAAGCUUUAGAUAACACGGUUAUAACAAUAUUAUUGCUACACUGCUUGUCACUCUACCAUCCAAAAUUAAAACAAAUGAACUCUGUUCGUUAUCCCUCUCUUUCUGAGCACCAGUGUAGGAGUUCCCAAUGGAAUUGCACUCUCAGCUGUAAGAACACAAUAAAUUUGUCAGGGUUACUAAUUUAGUGUGAGAUUCUGGAAAAAUAAAAUAAAAUUGAGUAGACAAGAGGAAAAAAAGAGGAUAGGAGGAAAGAUGAACAGCUAAGGUAUUUGAGCCCCAGAGUAUAGGGAUUGAUAACAGCACAUUGGCUUAUACAUAGACAUUUAAGUUAAAUAAUACGAUUGGAAGUGGCUGGGGGAAAGAGAAAUCCCACAGCUGGGGAAGAAUCUCUUUGAACUUGACUAUGGAUAUAAUAUGUGGAUGAAUGAAGAAGGGAAACUUCUGCAGAAAUAGAGACAGAAAGCUUUAGACGUAUCUGUGAAAGGUUACAAAAUCUCCCUUUGUCCCUCCUGCAGUUCUAGGUGCCUGCCUCUGGCAUAUGGUUUCAGGUUUGUUUCCAGCCACUUUCAAUUCCUGAACUGUUUUGCAUUCUCUUCAGUUCCUCAGUAAUGAGUUGCUUAGUAGUAGCGUUGCUGUCAGUGCAGUACAGGCAGCGCUCGCGUCUGUUGUGGUAAGCACAUGAAGAGUUUCAGUCUGGGCUUUAAAAAAAAAAAAAAAAAGUCUGUUCUCUGCUCCCAGCUGUGAUUGCUGUACAUGUGGGGAUGCUGAGCUGGUUGCAUGCAGGCUAACUCAGGAGCAGCAGCAUACAAACAGGGUUGUGCUUUACUUGAAUAGUAAACACUGCAGCAGAAUGUUUGAAUAGAUUCUAAACUGGCUUUUGGAAGUGUUCACACAGGGGAUUUUAAUGUCUGCAUUUGUCUCUCAAAAUUUUGCAUCUGAAUCCCCAAACUGUCUCUUGAGGAAGCCUGCUGAGCACUUGUUUACACCUUGAGUGCUUACUGUGCCAGCAGAGGCAUGAGACAAACUUCCAUUGAAAGUCUUGCUCCUUGUCCUUUCCACAGAAACUAUGCUACGAUUCCAUAGUCCCUGUUUCUCUUCCUUUCCUUCCCAGCCCUCCAUCUUUUUUUUUUUUUUUUUUUGGCUUGAAAACUUGUUGGCCUUGAUGCUCUUCUUUCCCUGAUGUUCCAAGAAUGGCAGAAGAGAAAUCCUGCAUUUCUCCUGAGUAGUAGAAAAUGUGUCUAUAUGAAUACAGAUCUACUCUUCUCUGGGUUUAUUUUGAACAAGAAUUUUUGCACAAAUCAGUGUUGAAAAAUUCCCUUUUAGCUGCAUGCAUGUAAAAAGAUACAUGGGAUGAAUAUGAGAUGUCUCUAACAGCAGGUGUUACUGGCUGUGGAUGGUGUCAUGCUGAUGUUGGAGUAGUGAGAAUUUUUCUAGUAUUUGUAUGAAUAUUUUUCUCAUGUACGUUGGGUGAAUCCCAUUGGCAGGCUCCAAUGUCAUGGACGUCUUUGGAGGGAAAAAGCCUGUGCCAACAGCACUGGCUCAGGUCGACCGUGAAAAGAUCUACCAAUGGAUCAAUGAGCUGUCCAGCCCCGAGACACGGGAGAAUGCACUGCUGGAGCUGAGCAAGAAGCGUGAGUCUGUGCCUGACCUUGCCCCGAUGCUGUGGCACUCGUUUGGCACGAUCGCAGCGCUCCUUCAGGAAAUUGUAAAUAUUUAUCCAUCAAUCAACCCUCCGACUUUGACAGCCCAUCAAUCCAACAGAGUCUGCAAUGCUUUGGCUCUACUACAGUGUGUUGCAUCGCAUCCUGAAACAAGGUCAGCUUUUCUGGCAGCUCACAUCCCUCUCUUCCUGUACCCCUUCUUGCACACAGUUAGCAAGACACGUCCAUUUGAGUACCUGCGGCUCACGAGCCUCGGAGUGAUUGGGGCCUUGGUGAAAACCGAUGAGCAAGAAGUGAUAAAUUUCUUAUUGACAACAGAAAUUAUCCCCCUGUGCUUACGCAUUAUGGAGUCUGGCAGUGAACUCUCCAAAACGGUUGCUACGUUUAUUCUUCAGAAAAUCCUCCUGGAUGACACAGGGCUGGCAUAUAUCUGUCAGACUUAUGAGCGGUUUUCUCAUGUUGCCAUGAUACUGGGUAAAAUGGUCCUGCAGCUCUCCAAGGAGCCAUCGGCACGGCUGCUGAAACACGUUGUCCGCUGCUACCUUCGCCUUUCUGAUAACCCCAGGGCACGUGAAGCUCUCAGGCAGUGCCUUCCUGACCAACUGAAGGACACCACCUUCGCCCAGGUCCUGAAGGAUGACACCACCACGAAGCGCUGGCUGGCUCAGCUUGUCAAGAACCUGCAAGAGGGUCAAGUCACUGACCCACGGGGCAUUCCUCUUCCUCCACAAUGACUGCUGGGGGAGGUGGGGGACCGGGGAAGAAACAGCUCAGGUUUACAAAGAACCAGGAACAGGUGACCUCUUCCGCAACAAACUGGGCACGCCAGCUGGCUGCUGGCCUGUCGGACCAUCCCACCCAGCCAAAGGGCUGCUCUGUAGCAAUGCAGCAUGCCUCUGGGGAUUGCAACACCAGCAAAUGCUGAUACUACAGCUUCAAAAAAAAAAAAAAUCAAUAAAACCAAUCUGUAAAGAUCCCUGCCUCUCCAGGAGGCUUGGCUGGCAUCUCUCCCUCCACUGCCAGGCAGGUAGUGUGGAUGUCCGCUCUUCAGUUAGCUCAGCCUCCGCCCAAGCGGUGCGUGACACAAGGUGUGCACGCCAUGUCCCUCCAGUUCUUUAUUGCUUCUUGUUUACAGAUCUGUUUAGAUGAGUGAGCUGAAUAAAAGCCAAUCCAGUUGUAUCCCCUCUUAAGACUGCUGCUCAGCUGCAGGUAGCCCGGGGACAGCUUUCUUCCCUGCCAGCGCAUCCUUGCUCCUGGCUCUGCAUCCGGCUGACGCAGCCAGCUUCUCUCUUCCUUUCCUCUGGCACGGUGGCAGUGGCUGGAACCGGGCCACUGCAGUGCUUGCCCCAAGAGGAGGGGUGGAUUACUUGCGAUGAACCCACAUGUCGUAAGCUUGCUUCCCAGGGCUCUGGGGGAGGAGAAGACAGCAGGACUGUGGCUCUUGUGCUGUAAAUAGCAUGCUCCUGCAGCUAACCAGCGGCUGGGGACUGAUGUGUGCUGGCCUCCCAUCCAGCCCAGCUCUUGCCCGGCGGGGCUGCUGGCUGGUUGAUCAGAUGGAGCUUGGCAUUGGGAAACCUGCUUUGUGGUGGUUGGCAGGCUGCUGACCAGUGAUCCCCUGUCGUGGGCACCAGGUAUGCUGGCUUCUGUGCCUGCCGCUGCUGCCAGGCGUCUCUCAGUCCCGGCCCCCCUCCCUUUCCCCCCUCCUGCAGCUCAUCUCCACCAGCCAGCUGCAUCCAUUACAGCUUUCAAACCUGCCUUGGCAUCUGCCUUGCCCCCACCGCAAUUAAACUGGACCAGCAGCCGCUUACCUGCUUUCCCUGUGCCGAGGGGUUAGCAUGACCGCAGCGGGCUCUGGGAAGCAGCCGAGGAGCUCCUGGGCUCUGCUGCAGCAGAUCCUGCUCUUGGCUGCAGGCAAGCCUGGGCAGCUACUCGAUUUCUCCCCCCGCCCCUUGAGUAGCCCAUUUUGCUGAUCAUCUGCGGCAUCGUGCCAACAGUGUCUUAAAUCCCAUGUCGUUUCCCUUCCCUCCCCCCCUCGCAGCCUUGUGUAACAAGGGCAGAGCACAGCCUCUUCCUUGUCCCCACAGUCCUGUUUUAUAACCAUCACCUUCUUUUCCCUCCCCUCCAUCCUGACCUUGACAGGGUGUGAAAAUGCUUCUGUUUGGGGUUUGUUGGUUCGUUUCGUUUUGAGUUUGUUUUUUGUAAGUUCCGAUUAAUAAAUAGUAAAACCCCA